GCUUUCGGCGGCCCCACCCUCGACCGCGUCCCCGGGCGCCCCCCACGCACCCAGCCCGGACCGAGCCGACCGCGCGCCACAGCCAUCGGCCAUGGAGACGCGAGAGCGGCGGCGCCCGCGGUUUCUGCUGCCGCUGCUUCUGCAGCUGCUGUGCGGUGGGUGUCCCCGAGUGGGGGGCUGCAACGAGACGCGCAUGCUGGAGAAGCUGCCCCAGUGUGGGCAGGCUUUCGCCGACAUGAUGCACACAGUGGACGUCUGGAAGUGGUGCCACCUGUCCGAGUUCAUCGUGUACUACCAGAGCUUUACCAACUGCACCGAGGUGGAGACCAACGUGGUGGGCUGCUACUGGCCCAACCCCCUGGCGCAAGGCUUCAUCACCGGCAUCCACAGGCAGUUCUUCUCCAACUGCACGGUGGACAGGGCACAAUGGGAGGACCCUCCAGACGAGGUCCUCAUCCCGCUCAUCGUCGUGCCCGUCCUGCUGACCGUGGCCAUGGCCGGCCUGGUGGUGUGGCGCAGCAAACGCGCUGGCCAGCUGCUGUGAGGGCGCCCUGAGGGGGGGGCGGGGAGGCAGGGCGGGGGGGCCGGAGAGCCAGCGGAGGCUGCGGCGGCCCCCCCCACCCCCAUCCCAUCUGGCUACCUGCGAGCCUUAUGUGGCUCACCCGGGCUUGUCCUCUCCUGGGCCUGGGAAGAAGGCGCACCGAGGCCGGAGCUGUGCGGGGAACGAUUGGCUGCUGCUGCGCCCUCCGCCCGCGCUGGGCUGGGGCCUCCAGGGUUUCCGGGCCCUCCUGACCCCUGCCCAGGCACCCUGCCCUGACCCCAGCCCCGGCCUGGCUUGGACCCCACCUCCCAACCUGAGCUCCACCCCUGCGCUGACCCACCCCCUGUCCUGACCCCACCCCCUGCUCUGACAC
Felis catus (domestic cat) is the source of this 914-nucleotide messenger RNA. RefSeq names its product receptor activity modifying protein 3 (gene RAMP3). The record is from RefSeq and is a predicted model, not a curated record. The transcript is spliced from 3 exons. Gene Ontology annotation, molecular function: coreceptor activity. Gene Ontology annotation, cellular component: membrane; signaling receptor complex; cell surface. The coding region runs from base 92 to 544 and encodes 150 amino acids. Gene Ontology annotation, biological process: receptor internalization; cellular response to hormone stimulus; G protein-coupled receptor signaling pathway. NCBI's taxonomy places the organism in Eukaryota, Metazoa, Chordata, Mammalia, Carnivora, Felidae.